GGAUGCAAUGAGUAUAAAUCGUGAUUCUUUCAGUAAACAAGUUUUUACAUGUGCUGCCACUGGACAAGGAAUACAGAAUUUGGAGAUGGCAAUAUCAGACCUGGUGGGACUCAACAAAACUCUUACAAGUGGCCGUAGAUGGACGGUAAACCAGAGACAAUGCGAGCAGCUUCUUAAAACCAAGGAGGCAUUUACAAGAUUGAAAUCUUCCAUUGAAGACGAGUUGCCCCCUAACUUUUGGACAGUGGAUUUGAGGGAUGCUGUAUUAGCUCUUGCGGAAAUUUGUGGUGAGGAAAUCUUCCAAUAUUUUUUGCAAGUUCUGUAUUGGUAAGUAGAUAGUAUCAUCAAUAUAUGUACGAUUUCAUAGUAUCAUCAAUAGUAUCGUCAAUAUUUUUGGCAA
Molecule: messenger RNA, 400 nt
Organism: Cucumis melo (muskmelon)
Lineage: Eukaryota; Viridiplantae; Streptophyta; Magnoliopsida; Cucurbitales; Cucurbitaceae
Exons: 2
Coding region: 8-331 (107 amino acids)
Biological process (GO): tRNA wobble uridine modification; tRNA methylation
Cellular component (GO): cytoplasm; cytosol
Source: RefSeq, a predicted model, not a curated record